UCUCCUAUUUUUUUAAAUACCUUUUCAUUUGUAACCUUUAUCCACGGUAUCCUCGUCAUUCGCAAAUAGGAAAGAUGAAGAAAACCAAAUAUUUCUCCUUCGGAUUAGCUUAUGUAAAUAAAACGUCAUUUUUUUGCACACAUUAUGAAGUAUACUUUAAGCCCCUGUUACACGCUGCGCGACCUGGAACCUACAAGCGUGUCCUAGCGCGUCCUUCGGUUUAUUUUCACGGCAUCGGCAGGCGCGGAGAUUGCCAAUUAACGCUCCUUGUUACAUGGCUCCCGGAUCGGCAACGGUCUGAGAGCGAUACAACGUCCUGGCGAAUUGCAUUGUCGAGCAUGGUUGAUUUGAUAACCACGGAGGAUUUCCGUUCCCUGCGCCUUGUAAUAUAUCUUUUACAAUGGAGAUCAAGUGAGAUAAAUUAAAUACUGGUAAGCAAUCUAUUAAAUAUUAAAAUUAAAUUGGUUACAUAAUCAAAAUAAAUAAUAAACAUAUAUACAAUAGAGUGUAGAGAUAUAUGUACUUGCUGCCAGUUUUAAGUGUUAGAAAAGGUCGUAUAAUGUUUGUCAGUUAAUAUUUUACAAUUAAUAGAUGGCCCUGAUU
This is a messenger RNA of Agrilus planipennis (emerald ash borer), 603 nucleotides long. RefSeq lists its product as uncharacterized. The coding region runs from base 75 to 425 and encodes 116 amino acids. The record is from RefSeq and is a predicted model, not a curated record. NCBI's taxonomy places the organism in Eukaryota, Metazoa, Arthropoda, Insecta, Coleoptera, Buprestidae. The transcript is spliced from 2 exons.